AGAAUCGACCGGACAUGAAGAAAGAGCCGGCAACUCGGAUCUCAGCUUGGCAUGCUGACGAAGGAAGGGAUAAAAAACGCAAAGCCACCCGAUUCGAACCCUCCGAUCCACCCUUCUUCUUCUUCUUCUUCUUCUUCUUAUACUGAAAUCAUCCCGAGCGAUCAAUCACCAAACGCUCUUCGAUCAUGAGACUGGUAGUCCCAUUGCGAGGUAUCGUCGGAGGCCGAGGAGGCUUGAUCCUCGGCACUUUCGUCCCCUGCGCUCUCUUCUGCUACCUCCAUAUCAGGCGCCUCCGCUUCCUCGCCACCCGGCGGGUCUCCGAAAGAGCCGAGCCGAUUGCGAAGGCGGAAGAAUCGCCAUACUACGUGGGACUGGGUCGAGUUUCGCAGGAUCCUUUCGACGAAGUCGCUAACCCGAACGGGAUCAUCCAGCUGGGAUUGUCCGAGAACAGGUUGUGCUUGGAUUUGAUCGAGGAAUGGCUGUCUGAGAAUCUGACUGGCGCAAUGAUUGGACAUGGAGGCGACAAGCGUCAUUUGGGCAUUGGUGGGAUCACGGGGUACCAGCCUCAUGAUGGAGUGACGGAAUUGAAAGAGGCGAUGGCGGGCUUCAUGUCGCAGGUUAUGGGAGGAGAAAUCUCAUUUGAUCCAUCACGAAUUGUACUCACAGCUGGUGCAACUCCUGCUAUAGAGAUUUUGUGCUAUUGCUUGGCUGAUCCCGGAGAUGCAUUUCUUGUUCCCACACCCUAUUAUCCUGGUUUCGACAGGGAUAUGACCUGGCGAACUGGAGUUGAGCUGAUUCCGGUUCAUUGUCACAGCGCUGACAAUUUUAUUCUAAGCAUUGCUGCUCUUCAACAAGCUUUCAAUCAAGCCAGAAAAAGGGGGCAGAGAGUUCAGGGAAUCCUCAUCUCUAACCCAUCAAACCCUGUGGGCAAUUUACUGCCGCAGAAAACGCUCCAUGAUAUUUUGGACUUUGCCCGAAACAAGAAUAUCCACAUAAUCUCUGACGAGAUAUUUGCAGGUUCCAUUCAUGGGAAUGAGGAAUUUUUUAGCUUGGCCAAGAUUUUGGAUGCAGAAAAUUUUGACAAGAGCAGGGCUCAUAUUUUGUACGGUCUGUCAAAGGAUCUAUCCCUAGCAGGCUUUAGAGUUGGGGUUAUAUAUUCAUAUAAUGAUGAUGUUUUGGCUGCUGCCAAAAAAUUAACCAGAUUUUCUUCUGUCUCUGCACCCACUCAGAGGUUACUGAUUUCUUUGCUUUCGGACACGAGCUUUAUUGGGAGAUAUCUAGAAACAAAUAGAAAGAGGAUAAGGAAGAUGUAUGAUAUAUUUGUGAGUGGCCUCAAAGAAAUAGGAGUCAAGUACGUGGACAGCAGUGGUGGUUUGUAUUGUUGGGUGGAUAUGAGCGGACUUAUGCACUCUCACAGUGUGAAGGAGGAGCUUGAGUUGUGGGACAAGCUUCUGAAUGUUGCAAAGGUCAACGCAACACCCGGUUCGGCAUGCCACUCCAUAGAACCAGGCUGGUUUCGUUGUUGUUUUACUACAUUAUCUGAAGGCAACAUUCGUAUUGCAAUAGAAAGGAUACGUAAAGUUGCUGAAAUGCAUAAAUCUUCAAGAUGAUGAAUCAUGUAUCAGUUGUACAUAUUGUUUCUCAUAAAUACGUUGUGAUCAUUGCAAAGUUCAAAGGGAGUUAAGGAGACAUGCACUGCUCUUUAGAGAUUGGACGAGAUCUAGUUUAGCUUUUGGGAUAGCUUUCCAAAUAGAAAUAGAUUUAGUUUAGCUUUCGUCUUUAUGACCUCAAACCAGCUUCAAUCUUAACUGACGCCUGCAACUCAAACCUUUGAGCAUGUUGCUGCCUGAUCCAAAGAUGCCGCAUCCAAAAGCACUCUGUCUUGAAAAUUCCUGCAAUAGCAUGACAGAAAGGUAAUUCUCAUUAAUUUUCUUGGAAAAAUCUUGAGAAACAUAUUCAGUGUCAGUCCUGCUAGUGUCAACAAGGAAGCCUCGUCAGUUUUAAUUCCCUUAAUGCGCUUCUUAGAGAAUUUUUGUGUUGUGCAAUAGUUGAACGACAUCUACAUCCAGUUUUGUGCAAUAAUGAAAGUACUUAGAUGCUUUUCGAGUUACCAUUGACAGGUUUUGUUUUCUCAUGUUGACAGCUUUCCUCCUGCAACUCAUCCUCCGGCUCAUCAGCAUUAGCUCCCCUAGAGUCCUCGGUCGUCUUACCAUGAGGCUGCUAUUACUUUCUCUAUCCUCAGUUGUACCAUUUAGCUCUGUUACACUAGAAAGCUGUCUCUCAGAGGACUCAACUUUUUCUACGAAACCAGAGUUCGGUGGAAGUAUUGGAAAGAGGCAUUCCAAGAAGGAAGCACCCACAAGGCUUGAAGUUCCAGACGCAGAACUGCUUGUGCUACUCUUAGAGUCUGAAGCUGGUGAUGAAGGACAGGAUUGAAUCUCUGGACCAGCAUCGCCCCUCGAGUAGAUCAUUUGCACCGGAAUGGCUGUGGAGAUCGUCGUAGACGACAAAAAGAGAUUCACCAGGACAGAGGGUGGGGAACUAAAUGAAUUAUCAUUCGUUUCAAAGAGAAAUGGUUCACCAUCCAACUCAGAUGUUUCAUCAUUUGAGUCACCAUCACCAUCAUUGUCGCUAAAAUCUCUGUAAGAACCAUCAGCUUCUAGGCAAUGGGAGGGGGGUAGAGGCAAUGGUGGGCCAACGAGGUUUGUGUUUGUGGUCGGUGUCUUGGGUUCUGUCGGUGGCUGUGAGAUAGAGGUGAGUGGUUUUCCUGGUUUUUCCUCCCAUGUGAAGGGGAUUGAAGCAACUAGCUUGGCUGGUGGUGGAACUGGCCUAGACGAGGAAGCGUUGUCCUUCCAGUCCUUUUUGGGCAUUCCAGGCCUCUCUUCCCAAAGAAACGGUAUUGAAGGUGGUUGCCUGACACGCUUCUUUUUGGGAUCUUCCACCUCUUUUUCAGCCAUUUUGGGUGGAGAAGAAAUGGCAGAUGGAUCGUGUACAAUUGCAUCUGCAGUUACGUAGUGGUUAUAUAUGUGCACGGGAGUUCUCUGUCCUGCCUGAACCGUUGCAAGGUACUAGGAGGCUACUGAGUGGAGAGGGGUUGACCGACUUUAUGUUCUACCUGCACCAUUUCCUACUAUAAGAGAUUAGGAUUACCUGCUCUCUGACCUCUGUGUGUGUAUGAUUCUCUAAAAUUUUAAAUGACAAAUGGACAAACUGGUGAGGAUUUGCAAAUUGACGCUGAUCCCAUGCAAGAAAGUUCUAGGAAGAGUCGCUGUGCUUUCCUAAUACGUCCAUCACCUUGCUUUGAUCGUUUCUUGAUUUUUGGUUCAGAAUCAGACAAUGCUUUCGUCAAAA
Eucalyptus grandis is the source of this 3351-nucleotide messenger RNA. Its product is annotated as probable aminotransferase ACS12. Bases 186 to 1610 code for a protein of 474 amino acids. Gene Ontology annotation, molecular function: pyridoxal phosphate binding; aromatic-amino-acid:2-oxoglutarate transaminase activity; L-aspartate:2-oxoglutarate transaminase activity. The record is from RefSeq and is a predicted model, not a curated record. NCBI's taxonomy places the organism in Eukaryota, Viridiplantae, Streptophyta, Magnoliopsida, Myrtales, Myrtaceae. Gene Ontology annotation, biological process: amino acid metabolic process; biosynthetic process. The transcript has 4 exons.